Messenger RNA from Otolemur garnettii (small-eared galago), 1377 nucleotides. It is a transcript of the gene SH2D7, whose product is annotated as SH2 domain containing 7. The record is from RefSeq and is a predicted model, not a curated record. The coding region runs from base 1 to 1377 and encodes 458 amino acids. The transcript has 6 exons. NCBI's taxonomy places the organism in Eukaryota, Metazoa, Chordata, Mammalia, Primates, Galagidae. Gene Ontology annotation, cellular component: cytoplasm.
AUGGAAGGCAGUCUAAAGCCGCUCAGCCUGGGGAGGGGGCCACCAGGGCUGGGAGACAGCCACGCCCUGGCUGAGCUCCAAGAGCUGGCCCUGAGGUGGUUCAUGGAGACGCAGGCCCCCUUCAUUCUGCAGAAUGGGUCCUUGCCCCCCUGGUUUCACGGAUUCAUCACCCGCAAGCAGACGGAGCAGCUACUCAGGGACAAAGCUCUUGGUUCCUUCCUCAUCCGCCUCAGUGACCGGGCUACUGGCUACAUCUUGUCCUACAGGGGCAGUGAUCGUUGCCGGCAUUUUGUCAUCAACCAGCUCCCAAAUCGGCGCUACCUCAUCUCAGGGGACACCCACAGCCAUGGCACUCUGGCUGAGCUUGUGCGCCAUUACCAGGAGAUGCAGCUGGAGCCCUUUGGGGAGACACUGGCUGCUGCCUGCCCCAGGCCAGAGAACAAUGAUCUGUAUGAUGCCAUCACUCUGGGCCUCCACCAGACCAGCCUGAGCGUGGAAAAUCCACCUGCUAUGGCACAGCCUACAGUGGUCCCUGCCAAGGCCACCAGCCCCUGCCUCUUUCCAAAGCCCCAGGUCUCCUUCCUCCAUGCACAGAAGAGCCUGGAUGUGAGCCCCUGGAACUCUGAGGAGGAAAGCAUGGAGGCCCCCAUGAGAGUGCCCCCCCUCCCUGAGAGAAGGGCCUCCCUCCUGGACGAGUCUUUUGGAGGCCCCAGUGACGUCAUCUAUGCAGACCUGAGGAAGAUGAACCAGGCAAGGCUGAGCCUGGGCAUGGAGGUGCCUGGUGGGCAUGGGCCAGUUCCAGCUGGCAGCCAGGCCUGUUCCCCAGGCAAGGAGGCCCAGAGGAGACUCUCAGAUGGAGACCAGAAUAAGCUUGAUGUCCCAGAGCCUUCCCUCUCUGGAGUGAGCCCAGUCCAGGGUCCUACUGGGUCUCCCACUUCCUGGGGAUUCCUUGAGCCCCCCAGUUCUGAUGUCCUGGGAUCUCUGACUGCAACCUGGAGGCAGGGGUUUCUGAAGCUGAGCCAAGGGGCUCAGCUCUGUCCCCAGAGCAUCUCUGAAGAUACCUAUGAGCUCGUGGGAACAGCAGGCCUAGCAGAAGCCAGGGAUGUACCAAACCAGGGAGGCAGUACCUAUGAGCAGAUCCCAGCCUGCUGGGGUGGCCUGGCCCGGCCUCCACAUCCUGGGGCCAGUCCCACAUAUAGCAAACUGUCAGGGCCCACGGACUAUGGCUAUGAGAGGAUCUCAGAGACCCCAGGGCUCCCAGAGCCUGGAAACACUUACGAGCAAAUCCCAGCAGCCAAGAGCAAGGAGACCAAACGGACACACAAGCCUGACAAGUUCCGGAGACUCUUCUUCACGGACAAGAAGCACAAAUUCUGA